Messenger RNA from Crotalus tigris (Tiger rattlesnake), 1422 nucleotides. Its product is annotated as zinc finger protein 239-like. The transcript has a single exon. The record is from RefSeq and is a predicted model, not a curated record. Lineage: Eukaryota; Metazoa; Chordata; Lepidosauria; Squamata; Viperidae. Gene Ontology annotation, biological process: regulation of transcription by RNA polymerase II. Gene Ontology annotation, molecular function: RNA polymerase II cis-regulatory region sequence-specific DNA binding; DNA-binding transcription factor activity, RNA polymerase II-specific. Bases 423 to 704 code for a protein of 93 amino acids.
UUGUAGUUACCUUUUUAAAAAAAUAACGGCUGCUAGCCAGCUCAAGCAUCUUCAGCUAGCAAAAGCAAAAACCGGAGCUGGCUUGGCACUUGUUUGGCCAUGUGGCCAUGGACAAAAAAAAACCCCAAACCCUGGCAACUUCUUGUAGCCCCGAACAGCCAAGGAAAGUCAGAAAGAUAAAAAUGGCCACCACGGCAUUAGUGAUUGAAAGCAAGUCACAUGGCUAGACCAGUGUUUCCCAAACUUGACAAUUUUAAGGCAUGAGGACUGGCUGUGGAAUUCUGGGAGUUGAAGUCCACAUGCCUUAAAAUUGUCAAGUUUGGGAACACUGGGCUAGACAGACCUUUUUGGUCGCAAUUCUGAAUUUCUAAUGUAAGUACCCUCCCUGAAUUAAUUAAAUCGUUUUUGUGAAAAGUGGCUCAAUGAACUCUCGUAUCUGGGGGAUUACCUGUAAAUGCCUCCAGUGUGGAAAGAGCUUUACUGAAAGUCAAGGUCUCCAUAAACAUCAAAGCAUUCAGAGAGGAGAAAAAGCAUAUAAAUGUCGGGAAUGUGGAAGUAGCUCUAGUCAGAGUGGAAACCUUUACAGACAUCAAAGACUCCAUUCAGGAGAGAAACCAUAUAAAUGCCUGGAGCGUGGAAAGGGUUUCUGUGGAAAGGGAAUUCUUUAUCAGCAUCAAUCCACUCAGUGUUAUAGGCCGUUGUAAUUGGGCCAUGUGGAGCAGCAACUUUGCCUUCAGGGUCUGGUUUGAAACAAGGCAAAGCAACUCCUUCUGCCUCGCCCUUUUUACACUCCAGAGCACAAACCUCCUUGCGGUAAGUGCCCUCAUUGUCAUCACGAAUAAGGAACGCUACUGUUGUAUCAUCUGCGAACCUCACAAUGUGGUUGGUGGUAAACCUAGCACAACAGUCAUGGGUCAACAGGGUGAACAGCAGCGGACUUGGGAUGCAGCCCUGAGGAGAACCUGUGCUCAAGAAAAACGGUAUUAGGGGUAUUUGUUCCAUCUUGCACAUAUUGGAGGCUGUUGGUAAGAAAAUCAACAAUCCAGUUAAACAAAGAGCGUUUAAGCUUAAAAGGCCCAGUUUGUCUACUAGAUGCUGGGGAAUGAUUGUGUUAAAUGCCAGACUGAAAUUCUGUGGCUGAAAUUGUCCCUUUUUCCAACAGCCUCAUUUGAUUCAUGACACUUUCCCAUAUCACGUUCUCCUUUUAAUGCAAUGCACGUUUCAAUGGUUAUGUUUAAUAUUAUGGGAUCUUACUGUUCAUGUCUCUGGCAUAACUGAGUAGGAUGAUUUCUUGUCUUGUUUUGUACUUUUUCUACUAUAUGGCUUAUAAAAUGAAACCCGAUUCUGGGUCCUGGAUUUCCCCUUUUCAUUGAGGGAAAUCUCUUUGGUAUAAUAGACUAAUAAAUUGCCUUUAAAUUGUCA